GAUUUCCGGGAGUGCGAAAUCGAGGGUCGCGUCGUACUUUUAUCCGUCGGGAACGAAUCGCGUAUCGGAGUACAUCGGGAGUUAGACCGUCCCGGAUCGUAAUUAGCCGCGAUAUUUCGGUAUCGGCAUGUGAAGAAUUGAUCGGAUCGCAUCGCGAGUGGUGAUCCAGUGCUUCCGAGGAGGAUUCUUGCUUUCCGGAGUCGAUACGUCGCAUAUGGAUCGUCGAGGGAUCUUUCUCCCAUCGUCUGAGCUACGCACCGAGCUAAGGAUCGAUCUCGGGACUGAGGGCGUGGAUCGUGCAUGUCCGAAGUCGGCGAUUCGCAAAUCACGGCGAUGAAGAUGAGCAAAGUGGGCAACCAGACCAAUUCGCAGGACCCACAGGCGGUGAAUUCACGCGUUUUCGUCGGGAACCUCAAUACAUUUCAAUGUAGCAAGACCGAUGUGGAACGAAUGUUCCAGCGCUAUGGUCGUCUGGCCGGUAUCUCUAUGCACAAGGGUUAUGCAUUCGUGCAGUUCACAAAUCCGUUUGACGCACGCAGUGCGUGCCUCGGUGAAGAUGGUCGCACCGUCCUCAGCCAGAUUCUCGAUGUGAACAUGGUGGCCGAGCCAAAGCCUCACCAAACUGGACGCAAGCGGCAGAACGUCUCCAAAACGGGCAACGACUGGGACUACUACUAUGACAGUUACUACGCGUCGACCGCGUUUCCGCCGCGCUUAGCACCGCCGUUGAAGCGGCCGCGCUUGAUGCCACCGACACGAGCGCAGCAUCCGAAGCUACAGAAACAACAAUCGAUGGCAAACACCGGCACGAUACCCGACUUGAAUCAACUUAAAGUGUACAGCAAUCCAGAUAUACUGAUCUGCGGCAACUGCAGGGAGAUGUUCACGGAACUCGGGGAGCUGUUGGAGCACAAGCGGAACUACUGCAAGCUGCGGUUCACAUGUAAAUGUCACACCUUCAACGGAGCCGCCCCAAGAGACUCGACGGCGGCGUUGCUCUGCGUCCUCUGCAAGUUAUCCUUUCCAAGUGCUUGGGAAUUGAUGGUCCAUGCCCAGGCAGCUCACAUGAUCAACAUUUACGAGCUGGGCACAAGAGCGCCGAGCCCGUCACGGAGCCCCAGCCUUGACCAGCCGAAAGAGUCGUCGCCUUCCCCGCAGGAUUUCCAGGAAAUCAAGGCUACGGAUUGCGAAGAGCGCGUGGAGGAGGAGGAACUUGAUGGACACGAGUUAAUACCGUCCCCCGACAGUGGCAAGUCAACGGACAACGAAGCGGCUCUGUCGCCGAUCAAGAUUCGAUCUGACGUUAACGGAUUGGAUCACGAAGAUUGCGACGAAUUGAUCCACGUCGAGAACACCACGCAGGCGUGCAUCAUGCAUACUCUCAGCAUUGACUCGUCCUUGGAGCUGAAUUCUGACACGAACUCGAGGACAACUUCUGGAACGGUGAUGGCCUUGACCAACGGUUCAUUAUCGGCGAAGGAAUAAAUGAGAGAAAAAGAGAAAAAAAAAUAUUAAAAGGAAAAAUAAAAAGAGAAUAUUCAUCGGAACGGUCUUCCCCGGCCAACCAACGAGACAUAUCGAUCUCCUUUAAGGAUAACGCACCCGUUUGUAUAUAGCUUAAUUGCCUAACAAAUUAUAUUCAGGAUCGUUAGAUCCCGUGGUCUAUGCCGGCUGAUCGGAUAUCGGUCAUCUUCCCAAAAGAAGAAAAAAAAAUAUCAGUAUCAUUCUGGACUUUUUACGCACUUGCAAUUUCACUUCAAACUUUAAUUGAAAGCUAAUCCAAAUGGAAGCAAAAUAUUAUAGGAAAUCGGAUUGAGUUUAAUUAUUUGCAUUGAAUAUAUUAUUUUUUGGAAAAAUAUUAAUUAAAUUGCGAAUUUCUCAAUUUUUACGUGCAUGUUCCACUCAUUAAACUGUAGAUUUUAUUUAUUAAAAUUGCAUGGAAUUCUUUUUAAAUACCAGAAUAUUUUUAGAUCUGAUAUUUGAAUUUCUUAUAUCAUUCUGAAUUUUGUGACUUAUAAAUUUUAAAAUUUUUAGUUUUUUAUAUCAUGAAAAACGUUUUAUAUUAAAAAUUUAAUAUUUUUAAUAUUCACAGCUUCUAUCUACAUGAGAGCUUUAAAACAUUAUCAUUCAUCCUGAAGGCAUUAAGUUAUUAAAGUUUUAAAUUUUCAGAUUCAUAAAUAUUGUAUUAUUGAUUAUCGUUUUGUUACUAUUGAAUAACGCUUCUAAAUGUCUGAAAUUUAUCAACCACGAGAUUUCAAAUUCACAUAACGCAAUUGUAAAUCACAGAUAAUUUUAUAUUUAGAAAAUUGUAUACACAAUAUAAGUUUAUUAUUAUUCAACUAUAUAAAAUCAAGUGCUUUUGUCAUCUUGGUGGCAAAAAUAUUGAAGAUAAGAAUAUUUGUGGACAACAUAUUAGCCAAAACGAAUCAUUAAUGGAUUUAAUAUCUCUAGAAAUCCUAAAAAUUAUUUAUUUAUUAGUUAUUUCCAGCGAGAAUUAAUUUUUUCAACAAAUAUUAUAACAUUAUUAAUAUCGGAUAUAAAUAAUCCUUGAAUAUUGGCAAAGUUGUUUGUUAAGAAAAUAAAGAAACGUCUUAUACCUUCCUUUCCAUAGCGAUCGCACAUGCGUGUAGAUUAAAAAUAUAGAUUGUCAAGAUUUAAUUAUUUAUGAAAGAACAUAUCUCCCGAUAAACAAUGUGAUGUCGAUGGCGAAUUAAUAACUGAAUUAUAAUACGAAUUUAAACUUCGAUCAUUAUUAAAACGGCAGGUCCAUUUCUCUGCUGUUACCUGCUCCGUUCCGAUUUACUUUCAUUUAGAGAUUCUUAAUCAAUCAUACUACACACGAUUUAAAUAAUUGUUAUCUAUUUUAAGAAGGAAACGUAGCAUAGAGAAAGCGAGAGAAGAGAGGAGGCUUUGUUGGCGGCUGUUAUACAAAUUCUAUGUUAUUACAAUUCUAUAUUAUAUGUUUAUUGACUUUACUUAUAAAUACAUAAAUCCGUAUAAAUCUAUCUAUAUAUACAAUUCUA
Temnothorax curvispinosus is the source of this 3023-nucleotide messenger RNA. RefSeq lists its product as uncharacterized. Gene Ontology annotation, molecular function: RNA binding. The coding region runs from base 301 to 1485 and encodes 394 amino acids. The transcript is spliced from 12 exons. The record is from RefSeq and is a predicted model, not a curated record. Gene Ontology annotation, cellular component: nucleus. Lineage: Eukaryota; Metazoa; Arthropoda; Insecta; Hymenoptera; Formicidae.